UUUCCUCCCGUCUUUUCCUGCCGCCCAAGGCGUUUUGUUGCCACGUCUGUGAGUAGCAGUCCUCGGUAUACUAGUGAAACUUCAGAAGGUGUGUCUUUCGCAUCCUUAAAGAAUUAACGCCGUUACACCAUCUUUAUUUCUUAGGGAGAAAGUAUUUUACAUGUAUUCUAUAUGUUGCGUUUGGAUAGCAUUUAAGCUCAGGGGUAAACCACAGGAACUGGCAUCCUGCAAGUACGCAUCCUCACACCUGCUUCAGCACCAGUGCCACCACAGUUGUAGUGCUGAGGCUCAGGCAUUGUCGUUGUUAUUUUUCAUGCAAACUGGAAACAAAAGGUUCGAUGGAGACUGGGGCGGAAUGGGCCAAGAACAGCCCGAGACGACCAUCCGAGGAUGACAUGAUGGGCGGGGACCUUGGGGACGGCCUGGGCAUGAAGCCGGGGACACUGUAUGCCAGGAAGGAGGACAGGCGAGAUACGCUGGACCUGCAGUCUCCAGCGGUGCCAUCGAAUCGGUCCGGUGACAGUGGCACUGUGGCCUUCACUUGGACAUCCUGUGCAGCACUGCAGCAGGAGGAGGACGCUGAGCGGUCCUGCUCUCUAAGGAGACUUACUGGAUCACUUUGUGAUCCUUCCAAUGAGGAGCUGAAGACCCGACUCCAGGAAGUUACAGAGAAGACAGAAAUUUUGCGUUGUGAAUUGGAGGCCACUCAGCGUCACCUGGAGGGCAAACAUGAAGCCCUCAAGAUACUACAGAGUCGGGAAGUGAAUACUUUACAGUGGGAAAUCACCUUCAACCAGGAACGAUUUAAGAACAUUGAGCAGUCCUGGAAAGACAAGUAUGAAAGGAUGUGCAUUGAAAAUAAGACACUGAGUGACACUGUAGAAGAGACUGCAAAGAUGGUGCAGGAGCUGAGAUCAGAGAAUACCUUCCUGAGCCAGCGGUGCCUAGAGCUUAUGUCUUUGUUAAGUGUGGAACAGCAGAGAGCUUUCAAGGGGUCACUUCCUGUUUGCAGCGGCUUGGGGAGAGACGACACAGCAUUGGAACUGGCCGUCCUUGGGGCCUGCUGCUGCAGUGUCAGCGAGGGGGAUCCCUGUCUCUGUGCCAGGGCUGCAGCUACCAGCCGAAAGCAGGUGCUUCAGCUCACACAGGAGGUGGAGAUGCAGAGGAGGAGGAAGGAGGAGGCCUACAUGAUGGCAGAUGCAUUUCGUAUUGCUUUUGAGCAGCAGCUGAAGAGGAGGAGCGACCAGGUCCUCCGUCUGGCCGAGAAAGAAGGCCGCCUUUGCAAGGACGUUCUUGGCCACAGGGGAGAAAUACCAGGAUCUGUCAAGGUGGCACAGAAACUAAGAGGGAUGCUGCAGUCCACACCUGAGGGACAGAUUUCGAAUGACCUCCCUGACACUCUGCACCACCUAAUCGACCUGCUAAAUGACAAGGAGGAGGCUCUGGCGCACCAGAGGAAGGUCAGUUAUAUGCUUGCUCGAAACACAGCGGAAUUGGAGCAGCGGCUGCUGCAGCUAAAAGGGCCGGACUCUGGGAUGGCCGGUCCGAUGGCAGGGCUCGAGGCGGGGAACACUGAUGGGCGACUCUCCAAACGCCUUUCUGUUCCUCAUAAUCCAGGGGACAAUGCAGACACUCAGACACACAGGCAAAUAAAAGGGAAGCUCACAAUGGAACCAGCAUAAAAGAAAGAUUAUAUCAAUAUUAUAAUGACGCAAAUUUUGAAUGUGCCUGAGAUUUUUUUUUAUUCCGCUAAAAGGAACUGACCUUGACCUUUGGGUGUGCACCAUGCCAGUUGUCGGUAUUGAUGUGCAGCUUGUAAUUUUAUAACACUGGAGUUUAUUUUAAUGAAAUUUUUAUUUCUACAUUGAAGUUCUUGGUGCAUAAUGCUACUUGUUCUGAAAUCUAAUGAAUGUAAUGCAGGAUUUUUAUGUAUAAAAUGAUAAAACCAUGGAACUUUGACGUUAUCAACGGCAAAGUGAUUUUUACUUUUGUGAUGAAUAAACUUAAUAUAUUAAAUGAAGCAAUGUUUUGUCACAUCACAAUGUAUGUACAGUAUGACAUUUUUCUUACGCAGUAAAAAAUUCACAAUUG
This is a messenger RNA of Paramormyrops kingsleyae, 2091 nucleotides long. Lineage: Eukaryota; Metazoa; Chordata; Actinopteri; Osteoglossiformes; Mormyridae. The record is from RefSeq and is a predicted model, not a curated record.